Mollisia scopiformis is the source of this 1141-nucleotide messenger RNA. RefSeq lists its product as uncharacterized. The transcript is spliced from 2 exons. Lineage: Eukaryota; Fungi; Ascomycota; Leotiomycetes; Helotiales; Mollisiaceae. The coding region runs from base 394 to 1014 and encodes 206 amino acids. The record is from RefSeq and is a predicted model, not a curated record.
UUCCGAGCGGAGUGAGGUCAGAUGCCGUGAUUUGAAGUUCAUGAAAACUGUGUUGAUUGGAUGAAUAUCAUUGUCCUCCCCGGCGGCAUGGAAGAAGAUUCAUGACAGGCAAAUCUUUGCUGCGAAAUCGCAACCAACGGAAUUCCUCGCACAUGUUUAGAUCGGAGCAAAAAGAUUGUUCUGCGACCAGGGGUGGUCUUUUCAUGCAUGGCAUACCGGAGUAAACGAGGCUGCGGCUGGGCAUGGGGGAUACAUUCCAAGGGUAUUUCCAACACGUACCUUUUUGCUCCAUUGACCACUCACCACGGCCCUUUCAAGCCCAAUGUACACCCAUGAAGUAACAGAAUCGUUCACUUUGUGGGGUUGAGACAGGGCUGGAAGUAAAUAUGUUUCAUGCGGCAGACGCCCCAUAAUCCCAUAUAUCGUGGCAUCUACGAUGAGGAGAUCAAUCAAUAUGGGUUCCAAGCUGGUGGCUGUCUGCUGUUUGUCUUGGCUGAUGAGCAUUCGCGUGAUUCUUGCCAAUUUUUCAAUGAUGAUGAUGAUGAUGCAGGUAUAGAGCAUCUGUCGUCGAUCAGGCGGAAGACUGUUCUCGAUUUCUCCAUGCAAUCGUCGAUACCAACACAACUCCCAAGCCUCCCGCUUCCAUCACCCUGUCGACCCCAACUUUCAACUUGCAUGUGGCUUGCAAAAAGAAAUUUUAAACUCUUCAGGUACCAAGUAAGCAUCUUGUUGACGAAUUUGAGUGAGGCAUUUGCACCACUCCUAUUUCGCAGCUCACGCUCCAUCACACUGCCAUCAGAAUUUUUCUGGUGCCAAAUCCUUCGUCUCUCCUUUUCCGGAGCCGGUCCCCUCAUCCGCAUCCUGUCCUGUCUCAAAUUCUCACCUGAUUCGGGCCAUGACGUAUUUUGUGCUGGGCCAGCAAAAUUUCUGAGUCGUGAACAACGAUCGAGAGAGGUUGAAGAUAAGAUGUUCAGAAAGGGGAUAGUCUUAUCUGUCGUUGAGAAGAGCCAAUGAGAGGGAGAUGGCUGCCGAGAGUAUUACUCAACGCUGUGACUGCGAGUUUUUGAUGUCAAGCCAGACCCUGGGUUCCACUUAUUGCCCUUUGGCGAAGCUCGGCACCUGGCAUGGAAUUUCGACGCGA